Molecule: messenger RNA, 3228 nt
Organism: Sorex araneus (European shrew)
Lineage: Eukaryota; Metazoa; Chordata; Mammalia; Eulipotyphla; Soricidae
Gene: IL4R
Product: interleukin 4 receptor
Exons: 10
Coding region: 164-2314 (716 amino acids)
Biological process (GO): production of molecular mediator involved in inflammatory response; cytokine-mediated signaling pathway
Cellular component (GO): external side of plasma membrane; membrane
Molecular function (GO): cytokine receptor activity; protein binding
Source: RefSeq, a predicted model, not a curated record
GGACGAGGGUCAUCAGGCCCUCAGCUGGACUGGCCCGGCCGCCCCCAGGCCCUGGGCAGUGAGGGGCACCCGGCCUCCUGUCUGCUGUCCUCUCGCCCCGGACUGGCUGACUCCUGCCUGCCCAUCACCCACCUCCCUCCGCAGGGGCGCCUAGGAUCUCCUGAUGGGGCUGCUGAGCUCGGGCCUCCCCUUCCCCAUGGGCUGCCUGGUGCUCGUGUGGACGGCAGGUGCAGGGUGCGUGGAGGUCCUGGGCGAGCCCACCUGCGUCUCCGACUACCUCAACACCUCCACCUGCCACUGGGGGAUGGACCGAGCCACCAACUGCAGCGCCGAGCUCCGCCUGUCUUACUGGUCUGACUGGCAGGACUCCGAGAAGCCUGAGAACUACACGUGCGUGCCCGAGAACAGGGCCAGCGCCGAGUGCGAGUGCAUCCUGCAGAUGGAGGAGGCCAUCGUGGCCUCGGAGACCUACCUGCUGGAGCUGUGGGCCGGCAGCCGCCUGCUGCGGAACUGGUCCUUCAUCCCCUACCUGCAUGUGAAGCCCAGGGCGCCCGGCCACCUGCUGCUUCACGGCAACGUCUCCCACGCGUGGCUGCUGACGUGGAGCAACCCCUACCAGCCCGAUCACAUGCUGUACUCGGAGCUCACCUACCUGGUCAACAUCACCAACGACCAUGACCCUGCCGACACCAGGGUCUUCGACGUGAACUACAAGGACACGGCCCUGCACUUCCGGGCCAGCGCCCUGAGGCCCGGGGCCGCCUACAGCGCCCGGGUGCGAGCCCGCGCCCCCAGCUACGACAGCGCCUGGAGCGACUGGAGCGACCCCGUUUCCUGGCAGAACUACUACGAGCCCCCCUGGGAGCAGCGCCUGCAGCUGGGCGUCAGCGUCUCUUGCACCCUCAUCCUGUUCGUCUGCGUGUCCUGCUACUUCAGCAUCCUCAAGAUUAAGAAGGAAUGGUGGGACCAGAUCCCCAGCCCGGCCCGCAGCCCCCUCAUGGCCAUCGUGACCCAGGACCCCCAGGGGUCCGUGUGGGGGAAGCCGUGCCCGCGCCAGGAAGCCGCCACGCGCCCGCACUGGAAGACCUGCCUCGCCAAGCUCCUGCCCUGCUUCCUGGAGCACGGCCAGGAGGGGGACGAGGCCGCCACCAAGGGGAGCAGCAACGGGCCCGGGCGGGGCCCCGGCGGGUCGGCGUGGCAGCCCCUGGAGGCCAGCAGGACGGUGCUGUGGCCGGAGCGCAUCAGCGUGGUGCAGUGCGUGGAGCUGGCCCGGGCGGAGGAGCCGCGGGAGGAGCCGCCGGAGGACCCCCUGGAGGACCCCCUGGAGGAGGUGGAGGGGAGCAGCUCCGGAGCCUUCCUGGACAGCAGGAAGGACAUCGCCGACCGGCUGACGGAGAGUCUGUUCUUGGGCCUGCUCGGGGCCGACCCCGGGGUGCUGGCACCCCCGGAGGCACCCCCGGAGGCGUCGUGCCCGGGCGAGGGCCGGCCCUUCAGCUCCGGCUCCGGGUCCGAGCCCGCGGCGGCCGGACCAGCCUGCCCCCAGAGGCCCGCAGCCGUGUCCGACAACCCGGCCUACCGCAGCUUCCAGCAGUGCCUGCAGGACGGGGGGCGGCCCGAGGACCCCGGGGGGCCCCCACCCUCCUGCCCGCAGCCGCCGCCCCCGCCGGAGCCUGAAACCUGGCAGCAGAGUCUGCAGCGCGCGCCCCCCAGCGGCUACCGGGCGUUCCUGCAGGCGGUGGAGCAGGGCGCCGCGCAGGGCAGCGCCGUGGCCGGACCCGCGCCGGCCGGAGCCGGAGCCGCAGGCCAGGCCGGCUACCGGGCCCUCUCCAGCCUGGACCCGCGCGGGCCCCCCGGGGCGCAGGACAGCUGCAGCGGCGGGGGCUACAGGCCCUUCGCGAGCCUGGCGCCCGGCACCCGCGCGGACCCCGUCCCCCUGCUCACCUUUGGACUGGACCUGGGCCCACCCCCCGGGCCUGGGCACUCAACGCCGCUGCCCGGAGGCGGCGCCCCCCAGCCAGGAAAGGGAGCACCCCUCCCAGAGCCGGACCCGGAGCCCCUCCGGGGCGAGCUGGGCGGCGGCGUGGUCUACUCUGCGCUCACCUGCCACCUGUGUGGGCACCUGAAGCAGUGUCACGGGCAGGAGGACCGGGCCAAGGCCCCCGUGGUGGCCAGCGGCCCCUGCUGCGGCUGCUGCUGCUGCGGAGACAAGUCUUCCCCCCCAGGCAGCCCCCUGCCCCCGGAGUCCGGCCUGUCCUCAGAGGAGGGAGGGUUCCCGCAGCUCCCCACGGCCCCCACGUGCCUGAGCACGUCCUAGGGCUGAGGUCUGCAGGGGUGCUCGGGCCGGCCAGUCCUGCCUGCUCACCGCCUGGCCUGCAACUGUCCCUGCCGAGGGGGCGGGAGGCUCCCGGGCACAAGGGGCUCGUGGACAGCUGGGCCCUGCCCCGUCUCUGGCCCCACUGCAUCGCCCCCCGGGGUUCUCUCAGCUGCUGCCCACGGAGAGAUGUGAGUGUCUGAGCACCCCCGGAGUGCUUUGCCGUCACCCCACGGCACGGGACGAGGACGGAGCCCAGAGAACAAGACGCCAGAGGGAAGCCCGGGAACAGGCAGCAAGUGUGGGUGCCGGCCAGGCGGCCGUUCCCCGCCGGCCCAGGCAGGGGCUGGGGCUUCACGUGGUGGACACAGGAAGGGUCAGCCAAGUGCAGUUAACUGGGAGAGAAGGAACGACUGUGAUUUUCUUUUUCUUCUUCUUCUUUUUUUUUUUUUUUUUUGACCCUGGCUUGCACUCAGGAAUUAUUCCUGGCACUGCUCGGGGGACCCUGUGGGGUGCCGGGGAUUGAACCAGGACCAGGCAGGCGCCCUCCCCGCUGUGCUAUCCCCCCCAGCACCGAGACUGUGCUGUUCCAGCAGUGACAGUUUGCUGGCAGGUGCUCCCGUUAAGAGAGAAGCUGUUUUCAAACUGGGGAUGCCCAGGAUCAAGUUGCCCAGCGACCAGAAGGUUGGACCGUGUCCCCAUGGACCCCACUGCUGGCAGCCAGAGGAGACAGAUGGGAGUGGGGGGGGCUCGCACCCCCAGGGCCUGCCGGGCACCUUCGCUGGACAUGCUCACCGCAGCCACCACCCAGGAGCGCUGGUUUGCAUCCAGGGACUGGAUUUGGCGAGGCGGGGCUGGCGGGGACGUAUGCAAAGCCGUGGCUGCCCGCACCCACUGAUUAAACAAACACUGCGGCU